CCAAAACGACAACAUACUCCUAUACCUAUACCUGCUUCUUUUUUUUUUCCUUCUUCUUUCUAUUGCUAGUUGCUGAAAAUUCCAAGUGAACCGGUUCACAUUGUUUUUGACACCAGAAACAUUUAUAAAGGAAAGCGAUUUCAGCUACCAACAAGUUCAACUUCACGCAUUGGAAAACACGCUUACGCAUUCCUUUGUCGGUUACUGGUUUUUUGGGACUUUAUUAGAUUGCCAAACUUGUACUAGAUUUAUUUCUUACCUGUUUAGUUUGAAUUGGCGGCGAGGUUGGUUGUUUUCGGUUAGAUUUCAUUUGUUUUAUAGGAUUGCGAUUUUUGUGGUGUGGAAUUGUUCUUAUACUAGGUUGAUAUUUGGGUGGGUUUUUGAACUAUUUCUGAGUAUUAUUCAAAUUCAAGAUCUUCUUGGCUUAAUUUGAUGGUGUCAUUGGGAUCAAAAAUGAAUGGAACUUCUGAAAAUGGAUACUCAAAUGGUUCUGUUCAUAGUAUAAACAGUAAUUUUGAAGAGAAGCUUGACGAACUUCGUAACCUAAUGGGGAAAGUGGAUGGUGAUCCGUUGAGAAUAGUUGGCGUCGGUGCUGGUGCAUGGGGCAGUGUCUUUACAGCUAUGUUACAGGAUGCUUAUGGUAGUUUUAGAGAUAAAACUUUGAUUAGGAUAUGGAGAAGACCAGGAAGAACCGUCGAUAGGGCCACAGCUACGCAUCUGUUUGAGGUCAUCAAUUCCAGGGAGGAUGUGUUGAGGAGGCUAAUUAGGCGCUGUGCUUAUUUAAAAUAUGUUGAGGGAAGAUUGGGUGAUAGGGUUCUUCAUGCAGAUGAGAUCUUGAAAGAUGGGUUUUGUUUGAAUAUGGUUGAUACUCCUCUUUGCCCUCUCAAGGUUGUCACCAAUUUGCAGGAGGCUGUAUGGGAUGCUGACAUUGUGAUUAAUGGCUUGCCAUCCACGGAAACCCGUGAGGUGUUUGAAGAAAUUAGUAACUACUGGAAAGAGAGAAUCACAGUUCCUGUCAUUAUUUCCUUGGCAAAGGGUGUUGAGGCUGAAUUGGAUCCUGAGCCGCGGAUCAUAACACCUACUCUAAUGAUCAGUCGAGCAACUGGAGUCUCCAUUGAAAACAUCCUCUAUCUUGGAGGUCCAAACAUUGCCUCUGAGAUUUACAACAAAGAAUACGCAAACGCUAGAAUAUGUGGAGCAGAAAAAUGGAGGAAACCAUUGGCAAAGUUUUUGAGACAACCCCAUUUUAUAGUGUGGGAUAAUGGCGAUCUUGUUACACAUGAAGUUAUGGGUGGAUUAAAGAAUGUAUAUGCUAUUGGAGCAGGGAUGGUAGCUGCUUUGACAAACGAAAGUGCCACCAGCAAAUCAGUGUACUUUGCUCACUGCACAUCUGAGAUGAUUUUUAUCACUCAUCUAUUGGCAGAAGAACCAGAGAAACUUGCAGGCCCUCUCUUGGCUGAUACUUAUGUAACCUUGUUGAAAGGUCGUAAUGCAUGGUACGGACAAAAGUUGGCCAAAGGAGAAUUGAGCCUUGAAAUGGGUGAUAGCAUCAAAGGCAAGGGAAUGAUUCAGGGAGUCUCUGCUGUUAAAGCAUUCUAUGAGCUACUGAGUCAGUCCAGCUUAAAUGUCCUAGAUCCCGAUGAGAACAAGCACGUUGCCCCAGUGGAGCUUUGCCCUAUCUUGAAGAUGUUGCAUAAAAUACUAAUAAUAAGGGAAUCUCCGGUACAGGCUAUUCUUCAAGCAUUGCGAGAUGAGACGAUGAACGAUCCUCGGGACCGUAUUAAGAUCGCACAGAGCCAUGUGUUUUACCGGCCAUCUCUUCUUGGUCAGCAGUCUUAGAAUCCUAAUCUCAUGGGUUUGGCAGAUGAUUUUACAAUUGCUGAAUGUAAAUCCGAGUAUCUUUGUGCUUCUUCAUAUCCACCUCCCUGAAAUCUACAUUCCUUAAAAUGAGUAUUUGUUGCAUGAGCACAGUAUAUAGAUACGACCAAUCAAAAGUUCAAGAUAUAUUAAAAUACUAUUAAAAAGACGUGAUAAUUGCACGAGCUAUUUUAAUAAUAUUUUGAAUAUUUAGUUGGUUGUGUCUAUAGGGACUGGAUUAAUGCAAGAAUCGCUCCAACAAAGGUGUCUUAUUAUUUAUAUGUUGAACUCUGUUAUUCAUUCGGGCAUGCUUCAGAGAAGGCAUGUACGUUAUCUGAUCAAGUCUGUACAUGCUUGUCUAGUUAUCCCUGUGACUGACUAUAGUUAUUCCGCUGGUGAGUUAGUUUUCUGUUACCAAAUUGGGUGAGUUAGUUAUAGAAGCUGUAUAUAUAAAAGUGCAUCUUGUAAUUGCAACUUUCAUUUCCUAAUUGAUCAAGAAAUGAGGAUCAAAGCUUCUAAUA
Molecule: messenger RNA, 2378 nt
Organism: Lathyrus oleraceus (garden pea)
Lineage: Eukaryota; Viridiplantae; Streptophyta; Magnoliopsida; Fabales; Fabaceae
Product: glycerol-3-phosphate dehydrogenase [NAD(+)] GPDHC1, cytosolic
Exons: 5
Coding region: 433-1839 (468 amino acids)
Biological process (GO): glycerol-3-phosphate catabolic process; carbohydrate metabolic process
Cellular component (GO): cytosol
Molecular function (GO): glycerol-3-phosphate dehydrogenase [NAD(P)+] activity; NAD binding
Source: RefSeq, a predicted model, not a curated record